UCCGUAUCUGAAUGUGUUCAGCAUCAGUAUCACUUUAUAAAUGAGAACAAGACCUGGACUGAAGCUCAGAGAUACUGCAGAGAGAAAUACACAGAUCUGGCCACCGCUGACAACAUGAACGACACGAACGAGCUGAAGAAGAGUGUGAAUGAUGGAAGUGUUCAGAAUAUCUGGAUUGGGCUGCAGAAGACGGGUCGUGAUGAAUGGCACUGGUCUUCAGGUGAACCUGUGCUCUAUCUGAACUGGGCUCCUGGACAACCAGAAACCCGUUAUUGCGGUAUGAUGUCAAAAGGAAAAUUUGAGGAUUUGUCAUGUAGUGAUGAACGAUAUUUCAUCUGCAACAACACAAAGACGAAAUUUGUCUUAGUCAAUCAGGCGAUGAAAUGGAGAGAUGCUCAGAGUUACUGCAGACAGAAUCACAUUGAUCUGCUCAGUGUGAGGAACCAGAACGAGAAUCAACAGGUUCAGCAGUUCAUUAGUGAUAAUCAUUUAUCAGGAUCAUGGAUCUGGAUCGGUCUGUUCAGAGACUCAUGGCAGUGGUCAGAUCAGAGUGACUCUUCAUUCAGAGAUUGGAAGUCUGGUCAACCUGAUAAUAAUGGAGGAAAUGAAAACUGUGCAGCUGUUAAUGCUCAGAGAAAAUGGUUUGACGUCUCUUGCACCAAUCAAUAUCCUUUUGUGUGUUAUGAAGAUCCUGAACUGAUUGUGAUCCGAGAGAAUGUGACGUGGUCUGAAGCUCUGAGAUACUGCAGACAGAAUCAUGUGGAUCUGGUCUCGGUUCAUUCAGAAGAGAUGCAGCGUCGUGUGAUGAACGUGGUUAAACGUGCGUCUACUGCGGAAGUGUGGUUGGGUUUACGUUACUCUCACAUUUUGGGCAUCUGGUUCUGGGUGAGUGGAGAUACCGUCUGCUAUAAGAACUGGGCUCCAGGGAACGGCACAUCAGAGGAGGACUGUGAACACACAGUGAGAUCUGGAGCAGUUCAGUCUGGAGGAGAUCAGCGCUGGAUCAGCCUUCCUGAGACUCACAAACUCAACUUCAUCUGCAGCAGAUACUCAGAGUGAAAGGAUGCACAGAACUUUAAGAAGAGCUUUUGUGUUUACUCCCUUUAACUACAUUUUCAUUCACCACUUUGUAAAGGAAUAAUUUGAAUAAUAUCAGUUUCAACAGGCAGUCGCACCGAGGGUUAAAAAUACAGAAACGUUUUGCUCACUCAACGUGUGUAUGUCUGUGUGUGUCAUUUAGUAACUUCAUUGAGUUUUGUGACGGUGAAAGGACAUC
Carassius carassius (crucian carp) is the source of this 1276-nucleotide messenger RNA. Its product is annotated as C-type mannose receptor 2-like. NCBI's taxonomy places the organism in Eukaryota, Metazoa, Chordata, Actinopteri, Cypriniformes, Cyprinidae. Bases 115 to 1059 code for a protein of 314 amino acids. The transcript has 3 exons. The record is from RefSeq and is a predicted model, not a curated record.